This is a messenger RNA of Zerene cesonia (dogface butterfly), 3514 nucleotides long. RefSeq names its product DNA-directed RNA polymerase I subunit RPA2 (gene RpI135). The transcript has 21 exons. The coding region runs from base 95 to 3496 and encodes 1133 amino acids. Gene Ontology annotation, biological process: DNA-templated transcription. Lineage: Eukaryota; Metazoa; Arthropoda; Insecta; Lepidoptera; Pieridae. The record is from RefSeq and is a predicted model, not a curated record. Gene Ontology annotation, cellular component: RNA polymerase I complex; nucleus. Gene Ontology annotation, molecular function: DNA binding; DNA-directed RNA polymerase activity; ribonucleoside binding.
GUGAAUUUGACAUCUAAGUGAUGCACGUGUUUUGCUUUAUUUUGAAUUUAUUUUAUAUAAAAUUCAACGUCAAUGAGCAAAAAUAACAUUGAAAAUGGAUAAAAGCUGUCAAAAGAAAAUUUUACAAAAGCCUUCAUUGGCAUACACAAGCAACCCAGACUUUAGUAAACCACCGAAAAUCGCUAACCCAUAUCUACAAUGCUUAGGGACGCCUCACAUAGAUUCCUUCAACUACAUGCUGACGGAUGGUUUAAAAGCGGCGAUAGAUAACUUACUUCCCGUAGAAUUCGAGCUGACUACGGGUGAAAAACUAAAAAUUCAGAUAGAUGAAGCCACAUUCGCGAAGCCCAGUGUUCCUAUGGAAGCUGUCGGUGUUAAAAAUCAAAGGGUUCUACCAACAGAAUGCAGACAACGAGCGGCGACGUACAAAGGAGACUUUAAAGUCAGAUUGACGAUCACAAUUGACGGAAAGAGUAUAACUGUUGAUAGAUCUUUGGGACAAUUGCCCAUAAUGAUCAAGUCGAAAGCCUGUCAUCUUGAUGGUUUAUCACCAGAGGAGCUUAUACAAUGCAAUGAGCAUGCUGAUGAGUGGGGAGGCUAUUUUAUUGUGAAGGGUCACGAGCGUCUCAUGCGCAUGUUGCUAGUGACUCGACGGAAUUACCCGGUUUCCAUCAAGCGGUCCGGAUGGAAAAUGCGCGGGAACCUCUUCACGGAAUACGGCGUGUUGAUGCGCUGCGUCAGAUCCGACCAGACGGCCACUAACAACGUAAUACAUUUCCUGCAAAACGGUACGAGCAAGCUGAUGUUCUCUCAUCGCAAGGCCAUGUACUACGCGCCGCUAGUACUCAUCAUGAAGUGCCUGGUGGACUGGCCAGACCAUUAUAUCUACAGGCUGCUGUUGCACGGGAAGAAAAACGAUUUGUAUUAUGUCAACUGCAUCCAAAACAUGCUCCGCGAGUUACACGAAGAGGGUCUCCACACACACCAAGAAUGCCGCAGCUACCUCGGCAAGAUGUUUCGUUCGAAGGUAACCGAACUGCCACCAUGGGCAACGGACAUUGAGGCCACCGACUUCCUGCUGUCGAGAUGUGUGAUGAUACAUUUGAAUGAUUACAAGGACAAAUUUAACGGACUGGUGUAUAUGACGCAGAAGUUGUAUGACGUUGUGCAGAAUAAGUGCAAGGUGGAAGGCGCUGACGCUGUGAUGGUCCAAGAGCUACAAGUCGGAGGAUAUCUUUACCUGCAAGUGCUGAAAGAGAGAAUGCAGAAUCUACUGAACGUUAUGAAAUUUGUUUUCAUUAAACGGGGGAAUAAACUGCAAGUUACUUCGACCGAUAUCCAGCAAUUAAUCCGAUCGGCGGGUAGUUUGGAACAGAAAAUGGAGACUUUCAUAUCCACCGGAAACGCUCCGUCCAACCACGUGAACCUUCCGCAGUACAAGGGGCUGACCAUUGUGGCCGAGAACAUUAAUAGAAUGAGAUAUAUGUCGCACUUCAAGGCGAUCCACCGAGGGUCAUUCUUCAUGGAAAUGCGAACAACGGAGGCCCGACAGUUGCUCCCGGACGCUUGGGGCUUCGUGUGCCCCGUGCACACGCCGGACGGGGCCCCGUGCGGCCUGCUCAACCAUCUCACUGCGUCUGCGCAGGUGACGUCAUAUCUGGAGCCGAAGUGCAUUGAAAACCUACCAGCGGUUUUAGAAAAGUGCGGCAUGGAGCCAAUCAGCUCCGUGUCCCAAACCCCACUGUCCCAGGAUAUAUACAAGUAUCCGGUAUUCAUAAACGGCCGGCUCGUUGGCUACUUGCCGGAGGAUACUGCUACCGAUUCAGUAGCAUACUUGAGAACGCUCAAAGUUAAGGGGGAAGAUGUUCCGAUAAGUACGGAGAUCGUUUUGGCGCCAAAAACUCAGACCCCCGGGCAAUACCCCGGCGUGUUUCUCUUCACGUCGGAAGCUCGCAUGAUGAGGCCCGUCAUCAACCUGUCCACUGGUCAGCUGGAGCUGAUCGGCACCAUGGAGCAACUGUACCUGGACAUUGCCGUUACGCAAACGGAAAUUAUUAAAGGCAACCUCCGUAAAACCACACACUUGGAACUCUCAAAAUCGGCUUUUAUGAGCAACUUGGCGCAACUGGUGCCUAUGCCAGAUUGCAACCAAUCACCUCGAAACAUGUACCAAUGCCAGAUGGGUAAGCAAACCAUGGGUACACCUAUACACACGUGGGCAACGAAUGCUGAAACCAAAUUAUAUCGCCUGCAGACUGGUGCAACUCCGUUGUUUAGGCCUCUACACUACGACCUGUUAGGCCUGGACGACUAUCCAAUGGGCACUAACGCGAUACUCGCUGUUAUUUCGUAUACGGGUUACGAUAUGGAAGAUGCAAUGAUAAUUAAUAAAUCGGCUUACGAGAGAGGUUUUGCAGCCGGCACUGUUUAUAAAUCGCAGUUUAUUGAAUUGAAAAACUCAAGUUCGUAUUUCGCAAGAGACCCGAGCAAACCCGAGCUCGCGGCGCAUAUAGACGACGAUGGGCUGCCAGCUGUUGGUGCUAGAGUGGAAGGUGAAGAUCCGUUCUAUUGCUACUACGACGGCGAGCGGGCGCAGUACGUGGUGUCGCGCUUCCACGGCAAGGAGACGGCGCUGGUGGACAGCGUGCGGCUGUGCGGGGACUUCGCCCCGCGGGCGCCGCGCCGCGCCUGCGUCAUGCUGCGCGUGCAGCGAAACCCCACAGUGGGAGACAAAUUUGCGUCCCGUGCGGGGCAGAAGGGUAUUUGCUCGCAAAAAUGGCCGGCUGAAGACCUACCGUUCACGGAAUCCGGGCUUAUCCCGGAUAUCCUGUUCAACCCGCACGGUUUUCCAUCCCGGAUGACUAUCGCUAUGAUGAUCGAGUGUAUGGCGGGGAAAGCCGCGUGUUUGCAUGGACAUGUGCACGACGCAACGCCGUUUCGCUUCAACGAGAAGGACACGGCCAUAAACUACUUCGGGCGGCUGCUGGAGGCCGGCGGGUACAACUACUACGGCACGGAGCGGGUCUACAGUGGCGUGGACGGCCGGGAGAUGGAAGCGGACAUAUUCUUUGGGCUGGUCCAUUAUCAGAGGCUGCGGCAUAUGGUGUCUGAUAAGUGGCAGGUGCGCACGACGGGCGCGAUGGACGCGCUGACGCGGCAGCCGGUGAAGGGGCGGCGGCGCGGCGGCGGCGUGCGCCUCGGCGAGAUGGAGCGCGACGCGCUGCUGUCGCACGGCGCCGCCUUCGCGCUGCACGACCGCCUGCUGCACUGCUCCGACGAGACGCAGGCAUUGCUGUGCACUAAAUGUGGAACUUUACUCGGCCCAAUAACAACGACACUGUCCUCAUCAAAGGACACAUGUCGUUUGUGCAAGGAAGGCAACGUGGUGUCGGUGGCCAUUCCUUAUAUCUUCAAAUUCUUUGUUACGCAGUUAGCGUCUGUGAAUAUUAAUGUGAAAAUCAAUUGUACUAACAGUUUGGCUAUUACAGCCACUUAAUAAAUGUUUUCGGGAAUC